Molecule: messenger RNA, 924 nt
Organism: Arabidopsis thaliana (thale cress)
Lineage: Eukaryota; Viridiplantae; Streptophyta; Magnoliopsida; Brassicales; Brassicaceae
Product: Haloacid dehalogenase-like hydrolase (HAD) superfamily protein
Exons: 1
Coding region: 1-924 (307 amino acids)
Source: RefSeq, marked reviewed
AUGUCUGUAGUUGAGAAUUUUUCUUCGGAACCAAAAGCCAAAAGACGAAAGAUCGAACCAACGAUCAACGAGUCCUCUUCAUCGUUAUCCUCUUCUAGUAGUUGUGGUCACUGGUACAUCUGUCACGGAAUCUGCAUCGGCUGCAAAUCGACUGUGAAAAAAAGCCAAGGCCGAGCAUUCGAUUAUAUUUUCGACGGUUUACAACUAAGCCACGAAGCUGUGGCGUUAACCAAGUGCUUUACAACGAAAUUAUCUUGUCUCAACGAGAAGAAGCUUCACCUUGUACUUGACUUGGACCACACGCUUCUCCAUACUGUUAUGGUUCCAAGUCUCUCCCAAGCAGAGAAGUAUCUAAUCGAAGAAGCGGGUUCAGCAACAAGGGAUGAUUUAUGGAAGAUCAAAGCCGUAGGAGAUCCCAUGGAAUUUUUGACAAAGCUACGACCUUUUCUUCGCGACUUCUUGAAAGAAGCCAACGAGUUUUUCACCAUGUAUGUUUACACUAAGGGUAGUCGUGUAUACGCUAAACAAGUCUUGGAGCUGAUUGAUCCAAAGAAACUUUAUUUUGGAGAUAGAGUGAUAACAAAAACCGAGAGUCCUCAUAUGAAGACACUUGAUUUCGUUUUGGCUGAGGAGCGUGGGGUGGUGAUUGUGGAUGAUACGCGUAACGUUUGGCCUGAUCACAAGAGUAACCUAGUGGAUAUAAGCAAGUACAGCUAUUUCAGACUCAAAGGCCAAGACUCAAUGCCUUACUCUGAGGAGAAGACAGACGAGAGUGAAAGCGAAGGUGGAUUGGCGAAUGUUUUGAAACUACUCAAGGAAGUUCACCAAAGAUUCUUCAGAGUCGAGGAAGAAUUGGAGUCGAAGGACGUUAGGUCGCUGCUUCAAGAAAUAGACUUUGAACUCAACGUAGAAUCUGUAGAAUGA